ACAUGUAAGCGGGUGACAUCGACUAACUCCAGCAGCAUCUCUACACUGCUAACCAUAAUAACCUACUCGCGCUCCCUAAACAAAUCGCAACUUGGGGUCUUAAACUAGGUAAACCGUCCCUUCCGUGCCCAAUCAGGCGCCCCCGGAAACUAGAAAAAGCCAGAUCGCCAAAAGUCAGACCUGACCCAUCCCCAGAGGCCAGAGCUCACCGCGACGACUCGCAAAGCACUACGUCUUCCUGCCGCUGACUUUGCACAAGCGCACAUCGGAUCGGAGGAUAACCUAUACACCGAAGGGAUUAAACUCGAUUUCUGUUUCUCUGAUCGGCGCAUGCGCCAAUGGAUGCUUCCCCUUCCUGUCUCCUCCUCUUCCCACUCGCUGACCUGAGAAGAAGAAGAAGAAGCAUGCCAAGCCAACGCCGGCCACGAUGCAGCUGAGUCUUCUUCGUCGUCGUCGUUGUUGCCGCCGGUUUGUCAUUUCAUCGGGAGCGUGCGUGUUGUUGCUGUUCCUGUUGGCCUCGCUCUGCGGCUGCGCCGGCGCGUGCGUUGACGAAGGGGAGAGGGCGGCGCUUCUGUCCUUCCUCGCCGACCUCUCGCCGCGCCCCGGCGACGGCAUCUUCUCGUCCUGGCAGGGCGGGUCGCCGGACUGCUGCUCCUGGGAGGGCCUCGCCUGCGACGGCGGCGCCGUCACGCGCGUCUCGCUCCCCGGCCGCGGGCUCGGCGGGAAGAUCUCGCCAUCGUUGGCGAACCUCACGGCGCUCACGCACCUCAACCUCUCGGGCAACAGCCUCGCCGGCCCGUUCCCCUUGGCGCUGCUCUCCCUGCCCAAUGCCGCCGUCAUCGACGUCAGCUACAACCGCCUCUCCGGCUCCCUCCCAGACGUCCCAACCGCCGCCGGCCUCCGGCUAUUACAGGUGCUGGACGUCUCGAGCAACCAUUUAUCCGGCCCGUUCCCGUCCGCUGUCUGGCGGCUCACGCCGAGCCUCGUGUCGCUCAAUGCCAGCAACAACAGCUUCGGCGGCCCGGUCCCGGUCCCGUCCCUGUGCGCGAUCUGCCCGGAGCUCGCCGUUCUUGAUUUCUCCUUGAACGCGUUUGGCGGGGCCAUCUCCCCCGGGUUCGGGAACUGCUCGCAGCUCCGGGUCCUCAGCGCCGGCCGCAACAACCUCACCGGAGAGCUACCAGACGACCUCUUCGACGUGAAGCCGCUGCAGCAGCUGUCGCUCCCCUCGAACCAGAUACAAGGGAGGCUCGACCGCCUGCGGAUCGCGGAGCUGACAAACCUCGUGAAGCUCGAUCUCACCUACAAUGCGCUCACCGGGGAGCUGCCGGAGUCAAUCGGCGAGCUCACAAGGCUGGAGGAGCUCCGGCUCGGCAAGAACAACCUGACAGGCACGAUCCCGCCGGCGCUCAGCAACUGGACGGGUCUCCGGUACCUGGACCUUCGGUCGAACAGCUUCGUGGGGGACCUCGGUGCCAUGGACUUCUCCGGCCUCGCGGACCUCGCCGUCUUCGACGUGGCCUCCAACAACUUCACCGGCACCAUGCCGCCCAGCAUCUACUCCUGCACGGCCAUGACGGCGCUGCGCGUGGCCGGCAACGAGCUCAGCGGGCAGCUCGCGCCGGAGAUCGGCAACCUGCGGCAGCUCCAGUUCCUCUCGUUGACCGUUAACGCCUUCACCAACAUCAGCGGCCUGUUCUGGAACCUCCGGGGCUGCAAGGACCUCGCGGCGCUGCUCGUGUCCUACAACUUCUACGGCGAGGCCAUGCCGGACGCCGGCUGGGUCGGCGACCACCUCAGCAGCGUGCGGCUCAUGGUGGUGGAGAACUGCGACCUUUCGGGCCAGAUACCGCCGUGGCUGCCGAAGCUGCAGGACCUCAACGUCCUGAACCUCGCCGGGAACCGGCUCACCGGCCCGAUCCCGAGCUGGCUCGGCGGCAUGAAGAAGCUCUACUACAUCGACCUGUCCGACAACCACCUGUCAGGGGAGAUACCACCGUCGCUGAUGGAGCUGCCGCUGCUGACGUCAGAGCAAGCCAUCGCGGAUUUCAACCCGGGCCAUCUUCCGCUCGUGUUCACCUUGACGCCCAACAACGGGGCGGAGAUCAGGCGCGGCCGCGGGUACUACCAGAUGUCCGGCGUCGCCGCCACGCUCAACCUCAGCGACAACUACUUCUCCGGCGCGAUCCCGGCAGAGGUUGCGCAGCUGAAGACGCUCCAGGUGCUCGACCUCAGCCACAACAACCUCUCGGGCGGCAUCACGCCGGAGCUCAGCGGCCUCACGAAGCUCGAGAUCCUCGACCUGCGCCGGAACAGUCUCACGGGCCCGAUCCCCCAAUCGCUCAACAAGCUCCAUUUCCUGUCCAGCUUCAACGUCGCGCACAACGAUUUCGAGGGCCCGAUCCCGACGGGCGGGCAGUUCAACGCGUUCCCGCCGUCGAGCUUUGCGGCGAACCCGAAGCUCUGCGGCCCGGCGAUCUCGGUCCGCUGCGGCAAGAAAAGCGCGACAGAGACAGGCAACAAGCUUUCCUCAUCGAGGAGGACCAUCGGCAAAAGGGCACUCGUCGCCAUCGUUCUCGGAGUCUGCUUCGGGGUGAUCGCGCUCGUCGUCCUGCUCGGGCUCGCCGUGAUCGGCAUCAGGAGGGUCAUGUCGAACGGAUCCGUCAGCGACGGCGGGAAAUGCGCGGAGGCGUCCCUGUUCGCCGACUCCAUGUCGGAGCUGCACGGCGAGGACUCCAAGGACACGAUCCUGUUCAUGUCGGAGGAAGCCGGGACGGCGGCGCAGAGCAUCACGUUCACGGACAUCAUGAAGGCGACCAACAACUUCAGCCCGUCGAGGAUCAUCGGGACGGGCGGCUACGGGCUGGUGUUCCUAGCCGAGAUGGAGGGCGGCGCGAGACUCGCCGUGAAGAAGCUCAACGGGGACAUGUGCCUGGUGGAGCGCGAGUUCCGGGCGGAGGUGGAGGCUCUCUCUCUGACGCGGCACGAGAACCUGGUGCCGCUGCAGGGGUUCUGCAUCCGCGGCAGGCUUCGGCUGCUGCUGUACCCGUACAUGGCCAACGGCAGCCUCCACGACCGGCUCCACGACGACCACGACAGCGGCAGCAUCAUGGACUGGGCGGCGAGGCUGAGGAUCGCGCGCGGGGCGAGCCGGGGCCUGCUGCACAUCCACGAGCGGUGCACGCCGCAGAUCGUGCACCGGGACAUCAAGUCCAGCAACAUCCUCCUGGACGAGCGAUGGCAGGCCCGGGUGGCGGACUUCGGGCUGGCCAGGCUCAUCUCGCCGGACAGGACGCACGUGACGACGGAGCUGGUGGGGACUCUCGGGUACAUCCCGCCGGAGUACGGGCAGGCGUGGGUGGCCACGCUCCGGGGCGACGUGUACAGCUUCGGCGUCGUGCUGCUGGAGCUGCUCACGGGGAGGCGGCCCGUGGAGGUCGGCCGGCAGAGCGGGGACCUGGUCGGCUGGGUGACGCGGAUGAGGGCGGAGGGGAAGCAGGCGGAGGCGCUGGACCCGAGGCUCAAGGGAGACGAAGCGCAGAUGUUGUACGUGCUCGACCUUGCUUGUCUCUGCGUCGACGCCAUGCCCUUCAGCCGGCCGGCCAUCCAGGAGGUGGUCAGCUGGCUCGACAACGUCGACACCGUCAGCACCACAUCAGCCUCACCCGCAUCCGUGAAACGGUGAAAAAACUGGAAAUGGAGCGCUCUGGCCCUGCAGGUCGCGAUCUUGAGUGUUUUGGGCUUGCAAUGGGGGUGAUCGAGGAGAUGAAAUCAGAAAUUAAUUGCGAUGCACUUUGACUCUUAAGCAUGGAUUCAUCUUCAGAGAGGCGUCAGACGUCUGAUGAUGGAUAAUCACAGACUUUUCGCAGAGCCUGAAAGACGUGGGGGAACACUCAGUCGAGAGAGCAUUUUUUUUUCAUGGGGGUGAUGGAUCGGUUGGGAUUGCUUUGUGAGUUCCUAGGAUUUAAUAAAGCAAAACUAUCUGAGCUGAUUUCCAAAGAUUUUGGAUCCAAAAACGACCGGAUAAGCCCUUGAUUGGUGUACAGCAUGUCAUUUCUAUCACAGCGCCAGAGGAACCUUGGUCUGUACGUACUUAGCUUCCCGCAGGGCAGUUGAGGAAGAAAUUAUUUGUUCAAAGAAUAUGGUUUCAGAUUA
Brachypodium distachyon (stiff brome) is the source of this 4152-nucleotide messenger RNA. Its product is annotated as tyrosine-sulfated glycopeptide receptor 1. Gene Ontology annotation, molecular function: ATP binding; protein kinase activity; protein binding. Gene Ontology annotation, biological process: protein phosphorylation. The transcript has a single exon. Bases 428 to 3682 code for a protein of 1084 amino acids. The record is from RefSeq and is a predicted model, not a curated record. Lineage: Eukaryota; Viridiplantae; Streptophyta; Magnoliopsida; Poales; Poaceae.